This is a messenger RNA of Magnolia sinica, 774 nucleotides long. Its product is annotated as enoyl-CoA delta isomerase 3-like. Gene Ontology annotation, biological process: fatty acid beta-oxidation. The record is from RefSeq and is a predicted model, not a curated record. Gene Ontology annotation, molecular function: enoyl-CoA hydratase activity; delta(3)-delta(2)-enoyl-CoA isomerase activity. Lineage: Eukaryota; Viridiplantae; Streptophyta; Magnoliopsida; Magnoliales; Magnoliaceae. The transcript has 2 exons. Bases 1 to 774 code for a protein of 257 amino acids. Gene Ontology annotation, cellular component: peroxisome.
AUGGAGCACCAGAUGGUCCACCUGCAUCAAUGGCCUGCUUGCCGCCUCGAGAGGCGGGGCCGAGUCUACAUUCUCACCCUCACCGGCGCUGAUGACCACCGCUUCAACCCUCCCUCCCUCGAUGACAUCCUCACUGCCCUGAAGCUCGUUGAUCAAGCCCCAGAUGCCGGGGCCCUUGUCACCACCAAUGAAGGCAGGUACUUCUCUAAUGGCCUCGAUCUCAAAUGGAUCAAAACAAAUCUCUCACAUUCUGCACUAGAUAUAAUCCGCGAUAAAUUCGAGGGCAUGCUCUCCUUCAUGAUGAAAUUGGGAAUUCCGACGCUGGCCGCCAUCUGUGGCCAUGCGGCUGCAGGCGGGUUCAUGCUCGCGCUUGUCCACGACUACCGUUUCAUGACGAAUGGUAAAGGGGUCCUUUACAUGAGUGAAUUGGACCACGGCAUGUACAUGCCGAGGAGUCUGAUGUCUGUUAUCAAGAGCAAGCUCUCGCCGGUUUCUCUUAGGGAGGUUGUGUUGAAGGCGAGGAAAUUCACUGCCUCUGAGGCUUUGGAAUUCAGGAUCAUUGAUGGUGUUUACGACGAUGCUGCCAAGACGAUCGAUACAGCGAUCGUCGAAGCAGAGAAGCUGGUGGCCCGGGGUUGGAAGAGAGAUAGCUAUGCAAAUUUGCGGGCUGGGGCUUUUCCUGAGGUGAUCGAAGAGAUAGAGGCGCGUCGGGAUCCUUAUGUUUGGCGGUUGAAAGGUUUCAGUGUGAUUGGGAAUCUAGUCUUUAAACAAUGA